UUUUUGCAGAGUCAUGAGAAGAAAAUAAAAUAAAUGAAACCCUAAAGGAGAUUUAAUGGAAGUUGCAUUCUGAAACUUUGCUAAAACAUUUAUGCCUAGAUCUCACAUUGACUUAUUGUGUUCCAUUUUAUUUAUUACUACUUCAGUUUUCUUUACUCGGUCUUAAAAAGUUUGUAAAAGUGCUACAUAAGUAUCCAAUUGGCUAUAAUGAUAUCAUAUUAUGCAUUCUUUGUAUUAUUGUUCUUCUCCUCGAAACGCUCUAAACUUCAGAGGGUCUCUUUAAAGGUGGUCCAGCCCCUCCAUCAGUCAGUCACACGGAGUUCAGCUCAGUUUCUCUUCACACAUCUGUCGGAGUCCGCUAGAGACCCGCGCAGCUUCUCUCCAGUAAUGAGAAGAUCGUUGUCAGCUUUUACCAGGAUUCUGCUGCUUUCUGAAUGCUGCGUUACAGAGAAGAGUCUGUCUGUUCCCGUAACGGAGCUAUAUUGUGCGUGCACGAGGACUUCCCGUGUAACCUCACUGCUUUAGAUCCGUGCUUGUGAGGAGAGACUAUGUGUUCUUCAGGAUGGGGGCGAACAAUGGCAAACAGUGUGGAAGUGAAGGCAAGGGUAGCUCCAGUAUCUCCUCCGAUGUGAGCUCCAGCACUGAUCACACGCCCACCAAAGCUCCCAAGAAUGUGGCUACCAGUGAAGAUUCGGACCCGAGCAUGAGGACGCUUAGCACUCCCAGUCCCGCUCUCAUUCUGAAGCCAAACCCUCCUCAAACAGUCCCAAACGGCCAUGAAACCUCGUCCACGUCUUUUACCGUCACUGGCGAAACAGUGGCGCUGGUACACGCGCCUCCAGGAUCUCGCUCACAUCCUUCCAGAGUCCCCCCCAGCGCCCUCAUCGACGCCCUGCCCGACCCCGUGUUAUUACAGGUGCUGUCUUACCUGUGCACCCCUCAGCUGUGCCGCUGCGCUCGAGUGAGCCGCCGCUGGUAUAACCUGGCCUGGGACCCGCGGCUCUGGAGCACCAUCCGUCUGACCGGAGAGCUGCUGAGCGCUGACCGAGCCCUCAAAGUGCUCACCCAUCGCUUGUGUCAGGACACUCCCAACGUGUGUCUGACCCUGGAGACGGUGGUGGUCAGCGGCUGCCGGAGACUGUCUGAUCGAGGGCUGCGUGUGGUCGCUCAGUGCUGUCCAGAGCUGCGGCGUUUGGAGGUUGCGGGCUGCUAUAAUGUGUCCAACGAAGCAGUGUUUGAUGUGGUUUCCCAGUGUCCCAAUCUGGAACAUCUAGACGUGUCAGGCUGCCCUAAAGUGACCUGUAUCAGCUUGACAGAGGAGGCGACUCUACAGCUCACACCUCUACAUGGACAGCAGAUCGGCCUGCAGCACCUGGACAUGACAGACUGUGUAUCACUGGAGGAUAAAGGCUUGAGGACCAUUGCAUUUCAUUGUCCGCGUCUCACACACCUCUACCUGCGGCGCUGCAGCCGGCUAACAGACGAGGCCCUGCGACAGCUAGCACUGCACUGCACUGCUUUACGUGAGCUUAGCCUUAGCGACUGCCCUCUGAUUGGAGACUUUGGCUUACGUGAGGUCGCUCGCCUUGAGGGCCGUUUACGCUAUCUGAGUGUGGCGCAUUGUAUGCGCAUAACAGACGUUGGACUGCGUUAUGUAGCACGUUACUGUCCGCGGCUCCGCUACCUGAACGCGCGGGGAUGCGAGGGGCUAACAGACCAAGGUUUGAGCCACUUAGCUCGCAACUGCUCCAGAUUGCGGUCUAUAGAUGUUGGCCGCUGCCCGCUGGUGUCAGACGCCGGGUUGGAGGUGUUAGCACGCUGUUGUGAAGGGCUACGAAGGCUGAGUCUGAGGGGCUGUGAGAGUUUGACAGGGAGAGGGCUCAUGGCGCUAGCAGUGGGAUGUCCCGAGCUGCAAUUACUUAAUGUACAGGAGUGUGAGGUGCCACCUGAGGCACUUCGACUGGUCCGACAGCACUGCAGACGCUGUGUUAUCGAACACACUAUACCUGCUUUCUACUGAGGGGACAGGUUGGGGACGCCAGAGGGGUCGACCUCUUAGAAAAACAGAUGUUUAUACUUUUUGUAUUCCUAUGACUGCCUGAUGAGAUGCAACAAGGUGGAUAUGUCUCAAAACAUGGUACUGGGGUGCUUAGUCCAGGGGUCACCAAACUUGAUCCAAAUUUGCCUCAAUACACCUGCCUGGAAGUUUCAAGUAUACCUAGUAAGACCUUGAUUAGCUUGUUCAGGUUAGGGUUGACGCUAAAACUCCUCUUUUUCUUGCUCCUUCAUCCUCCAUCCUAUGACUUUGGCUGCGUUCCAGUUCACUUUUGUUAUAACCUUCACUCGCUAACUUCCUUCCAGCUCAUUACUCGGAUGAACAUCAUUGAUUACGUUGCACGAGUACCCACUACCGGCUGAAUGGAAUGGGCUGAAUUGGAACAUCCUAAGCCCUUCAUCACUUAGAAUAUGCUAUGGAGUUGGUUUACUGUUAACACGUUUCCCCUUACAAAAUAGUUUGGUGAAGAAUUCUAUAUGUAUAAAAAAAUUCAAAAAUGGUUGCAGGGAUUCCCUCGAGGGCAAGUGCAUAGGGAAGUUUGUUAGUGCAUGUCUAAAAGUGAACUGGAAUGCAGCCUUGUCCUUCUCUCAUCCUGAGGGGUUGGAGCUAAGACACAAGGAAAGGAAGUGAGGAAAGGAAAGAGGAUGCACAAAUAAGAAUUGAGAAGCACCCCUGCACUCCAGGGCCGAGUCUGGUGACCCCUGACUUGAUAAGGACCCCUUUGCCCUGGAAUGCCACUCAUGCAGAGUCUAGCUCCAACACACCUGACCAAAAGUAAUCUAGUAAUCCUGACUGUAAUUGGUUGGUUCAGAUGUGUUUAAAUUGGGUUGGAGCUAAACUCUACAGGACAGAGGCCUUCCAGGAGAAGGACUGGACAUUCUUUACCUAGUUAAUCAAUUUGCUGUCUACUGCAGUGUUUCCUAACCCUGUUGCUGGAGGCAGACCGACAGUACAUUUGGAAUGUCUCCCUACUAACAAGCAAAUGAGUUUGAAUUAGAUUUGUAAUUAUGAAGAGUUUGAAAAUGUGUUCCGUGUCUUCACAAACAAGUAUGGGAAACACUGGUCUUCUGCCGAAAUUCUGUCAACCCCUGCUCCUGAAGGAUCAAUGUUGUGCAGAGUUUAGCUCCGACACACCUGUCCAGACAUUUCUAGUAAUACUAAAGACCUUGAUUAGCUUGUGUUUAAUUCAUGUUGAAGCUAAACUCUGCAGGACAGUGGCCCUCCAGGUGCAGAAUAGGUCACACCUGACCUAGUGAGUCAACUUGUUAUCUACUGCAGUGUUUUCCAAUCCUGUUUCUGGUGGCAAUCAAACAGUAAACAUUUUGGGGGUCUCCUUUAUCUGACCCAUCCCCUUCAAGUCUAGUAGUCACUACUAUCAAGCUGAUGAGUUUAUUCAGAGAUCUUUGAUUAGGAAGAGUUUGAAAUUCUGGCGCAACUCACUGCUUCUGGAGGAUCACUGUCCUGUGGUCCUACAGGAGCAGACAUGUCACCUCUGACCUUAUGAAUCAGUUCGUUGUCUACUGCAGUGUUUCCCAACCCUGUUUUUGGAGGCACACCAACAGUAGACAUUUUGGAUGUCUCCUUUAUCCGACCAUCCAUUUCAAGUCUUGGAGUCUCUACUAAUGAGCUGAUUAGCAGACAAGCUUGAUUAUCUUGUUCAGAUGUAUUUAAUUUGGGUUGGAGAUAAACUUUAAUGGGAAGUGGCCCUCUGGGAGCAGGAUUGGACACCCCUGACCUAUUGAGUUAAUUUGCUGUCUCCUACAGUGUUUUCUUACAUUGUUCCUUAAGGCACACCACCAGUGCAAUUUUGGAUGUCUCCCUUGGGGACUUGGGAGACACUGGUUCCUGCCUACUCUGGGGUCUCAAACUUUGCUCCUAGGGGAGACUGUCAGCAGAGUUUAGCUCCAACACACCUGGGGCCCGUGUCACUAAGGAGGUUCAACCAACUCUUAGUUGACUUACCCUGAGAUGAGAAGCUCUGAGUUUUC
Molecule: messenger RNA, 4044 nt
Organism: Carassius auratus (goldfish)
Lineage: Eukaryota; Metazoa; Chordata; Actinopteri; Cypriniformes; Cyprinidae
Product: F-box/LRR-repeat protein 7
Exons: 4
Coding region: 563-2020 (485 amino acids)
Cellular component (GO): cytoplasm
Molecular function (GO): protein binding
Source: RefSeq, a predicted model, not a curated record